Knipowitschia caucasica is the source of this 360-nucleotide messenger RNA. The record is from the annotation of a GenBank genome assembly. NCBI's taxonomy places the organism in Eukaryota, Metazoa, Chordata, Actinopteri, Gobiiformes, Gobiidae.
AUGCUAUCACUCCACCUGGAAUGUUCCACUGUAGGCCUUCAGCUGUUUCCACGGAGACAGGAAUGUGACACCAAGAGGCAAAUUCAGAGCAAAAAUGAAUGGCUCUGCUCUGCUUGGGGUCUGCGUUCCUGUCCUCCACCUGUCCUCCACCUGUUCUCCGCCUGUCCUCCACCUGUCCUCCACCUGUCCUCCACCUGUCCUCCGCCUGUCCUCCACCUGUCCUCCGCCUGUCCUCCGCCUGUCCUCCACCUGUCCUCCACCUGUCCUCCGCCUGUCCUCCGCCUGUCCUCCACCUGUCCUCCACCUGUCCUCCGCCUGUCCUCCGCCUGUCCUCCACCUGUCCUCCACCUCUUCCUGUAG